Molecule: messenger RNA, 2957 nt
Organism: Zeugodacus cucurbitae (melon fly)
Lineage: Eukaryota; Metazoa; Arthropoda; Insecta; Diptera; Tephritidae
Product: arginine/serine-rich protein PNISR
Exons: 9
Coding region: 177-2843 (888 amino acids)
Cellular component (GO): nuclear speck; presynaptic active zone
Molecular function (GO): RNA binding
Source: RefSeq, a predicted model, not a curated record
CUGGAAAAAUUAUAUUAAUUUGGGAAACGCUGGAAGGAAAACAAGAGAAUUUAUUUUACAAAAGAUGGCGUAUUAAUAAAAAUAUUCUAGUGAAUUUAUAAGGAUUAAAAGAUUGAAAAGAAGUGUGUGCUAGUUAAAAUAUAUAUUGUAAAAAUAUCGAAGAAGAAUACUUUAACAUGUACUCCGCUGGCGAUUCAAGUGGAGACGGCCUAAGCGGUCUAAAUCAAUUUGCUGGCAUGAGUGGGUCGAUAGACUGGGCAGCUAUGGCCCAGCAGUGGAUUCAGAUGCAUGAUACUAGUAAUUUUAUGUCGAUGCCAGAUGCACCGCCUCCACCAAAUAUCAGUAAUACGUUUAAUGAGAUUAAUAUGGUAAAUAGUAAUUUGACGGCUACGUCUUCCGGGACCACAAUUAAGAAGUCAUUUGAUGAAAAAGGAGAGGCUGAUAUGGACAUGGACGAGGACGAAGAAAGUGCGAGGUGUGGUAUUACACCGCCACCACCAGCGCCUCCGGCUCAACAAGGCAAAAAUAGAGAAUUAGUUAUGCAACCACAAACACCAUGGUAUAUGCAGCAGCAAAAUUUAGUUGUUGGGCCACCGGUAGCUGAAAAUAUAACUGACAUAGGUAGUACCUCGGGCCCCAUCAUUCCAUCAGCGCCACAAUGGAAUGCCACCGUGUGGCCACCGCGUAUAAACUUACCACCACCAGUACCUCCAACUAUGUUGAAUGUACCGUUAAAUAGUUCCCUGCCAAAUCCUACAGCACAUAUACCAUCCCUACUAAAGAUGAAUGUGCCAAACCCUAACACUGUAAGAAUGAUUUCAGCUAAUACAGGCGAACAAAACCCAACACAAUCCGUGGUGGAUGCAAAGAAAAGAAAAAUGCUUCCAGCAUGGAUAAGGGAGGGUUUGGAAAAGAUGGAGCGAGAAAAACAGAAACAAUUAGAAAGGGAGCAAAGCAAAAAAGAUGAAGAUCCGGAAGAUAUCGAUGGCAAAAAAUAUACAGAGUUUGUAGGUACAACCGAUGAUGCAACGCACACGGUAAACAUGAAAUAUAAACCGUCUGCGGAGAGGGAGAACGAAAGAUCAGGUUUUGAGGAUGAGGGAGAAAUAGAAGACUUAGAUGGCGUGGCUAUAAACGAAGAUACAUUGGUUUUACCGCAAAAUGCUACAACAAACGACGAUAAUGGCAGUGGCAUUAGUGGCGCCGAAUAUGAAACAGAUAACGAAAAUACUACUGACCAGGAAAAUUAUAAGGGUAAAAGAAGCUAUGAAGAUAGACUCGCAGACCUGAUGAUAGUGGUGCGGACAACAUUAACCGAACUCCUACUUGAAGUUACAAAUCAGGAGAUCACAAAUUUGGCGCAAGAAGCAGUCAAUGCGCACAAAGCCAAAGCGUCAUCAGCUCAAGUGAUCCGUAAAAGCGCGCUAUCCUCCAUAACCGGAAAAUUAGGCUUAGCAGCAUACGACGAUUCUACAGGUGACGAGAGCAGCGACUCUGAAGAUGGUGCUUCCGCGGAUAAUGAUCCAAACAAUGACUCAGAGGAGGAAAUAAAGGCGUCCAUACGUGCGAAACGACGCGCUUUUGCAAAAAUAACCGAUGACAUUGAGGAAAGCAUUGUGGCGAAUGCGGCACGUGAAGAACAGAAACUAAAGUACUACUCUUCAUUGGAAAAGCGAAAGGAGGAGAAUAAGAUGUACAAGAAAGAGAUUGCUGUAGGCGAAAUUGAGCGCAGUGAUGAAAAUUCAAGUGGUGUGAGGCCGUCCACGUCGUCGUCCACAACAAGCACAGUUAGUAAAUCAUACGACCGGGAUUUUGGUGAGACAACUGAAACAAAGUUACAAAACUCAAACGGCAAGCGUCAAAAGGAACGGAAUUCGCGAAAAGAACGAACAACACGUUUCAGCGAUAAUAAAGAUUCGAAAAGCGCUGCUGCUGUCGCCGCAACCUAUAUGUCUAAAAUACACAGCACUAACGCAAAUUUGAGUGGAAAUGCAAAUGGUAGCACAAUUUUUCCUAUUUCAUCAACCACAAUCGCCUCCUCAGUGGGGCUGACUUCUGGCAGCUCAUCAACACCUUCGGCUGCAAUGUCUACCGAAAGUUCUCAUAUCGCUUACAAUGUAGCUAGCACAAAACUUGUGGAUGAUAACAGUAGUGGUGGUGUAACCGCAUUAAAUAAAAAUCUAUUAAACGCAGCUGAGGCUGCUUAUGAGAAAGUUACGAAAAGUCAUCGUGCGAGUAGCAGUCGUUCGUCCACUUCACGCUCGGAAAGAGAACGCAGUCAUCGUAGCAGGCAUUAUGAUCAUAGAGAUCGAGAAAAUGACCGUUAUAGGGAACGUGACAGUGAAAGAGAGCGGAAACGCAAUAGGGAGCGCGAAAAUGCGCGUGAUAAUGAUCGCGGAAAAGAGCAUCGUUAUCAUCAAAAAUCACGAGACGAACACUCUAGCGAUGAGGAUGAUAACAAACAUGAAUCGCAAACAUCAUCCAGCGAUACGGAUACCUCGAGUACAUCGUCAACAUCGUCUUCAUCAUCUUCGCAACAAUCAAGCCACUACAGUCGCACAUCGACUUCGUCAAAGAAAAGGCGCGAGCAUGAGUAUGAUCGGCGAAAGCGGCGUGAUGAACGUAGUCAUCGCAGCGCAAGGAGUGGGCGCAGUCGCAGUCAUAGUCGUCAGCGCAGCCAUCACCAUAGUCAACGCGGCAGCAGUUAUCGCCACUCCAGCGCUGAGGAUGACAACGACAGUCGAACACGUUAUUCAUCUUCGCGACAUGGUUCGUCGAGGAAACGUUCGCGUUCACGUUCCCGUUCAACAUACUCAUCUUCAUCGCAUUGGCGUAGACAUUAAUUGAAUGGCGCUUGUGUGUAGUGUCUUUAUAAUUGUAGCAAAGCAAUGUAUUGUGUUAUUUCGAAUGCUUUAUAUCAUUUUUUAUUCUUAUUUUUGUAUUGAUUUAAAUAUUUU